AUGUAUCUCUAUUUAUUUUUAUAUAUUAUUUUUUCUUGUUAUACAAAAUGUAUAAUUAUAAAAAAUGUACAAAAAAAUGCUUUAUUUUUAAAGCCAUUUCAGUUGAGAUAUAAAAAAAUUAAAAGUAUAAAUUUAAAUACAGAAAAGCAAAUUAGUGACAUUGUAUUAUAUCCAUUAAAUAAAAAAGUGUUAAAGAAAAAUAAUUUUUGUAAUAAUGGUGAAAAUAAAUACACUAAGGGAUAUAGGAAGUCUCUUUUUAAUAAUAUUUGUUCAUUGAUAAAUGUAGAGAAUGAUGAAAAAACAAGAGAAAUAGAAGAAUUAAAAAUAAACCAUAAUUUAGCUAUUAACGAUUUUUCUAGUAGCUCUUCAAUCAGUUCAAUUGAAAGGCAAGAAGUAAUACAACUAAUAGAGGCUUAUUGGUUGCUAGCAUUAAAGAAUGAAUUUUUCUUUAAAUUUUUAAAAAAAAAGAAAAAUUUGAUUUUCAGCAUAAGUUCUGGUGUUGAUUCUUUAUCUCUUUUGUAUUCUUUUAUUUUUAUCAUUUAUAAAAUAUUAAUAACAAUAGCAUACAAAGAUGAUAAUUAUAUUUCUUUAUUAAAUAAAAUAAAUAAUGUAUAUUCUUAUUCAUAUGAAGAUAUUAGCAACUUAAUUUCAAAACCUAAUUUUCAAACUAAUUUUUUUUUUUCUAUUUUAAAAAAUAUUACUGUUUUAUAUUGUAAUCAUAAGACAAGAAUAGAAUGCAAUAAGGAAAAAGUUUUUUUAAAAAAUAUUUGCUUUCGGUAUAAUCUUAAAUUUAAAACAAAAUUACUUACAAAAAAAAGUAUUGAUAAAUUAAAGAACAAAAAUAAAAACAGUUUUUUAUUGUUAGCAAGAAUUUGGAGAAGAAAUUCAUAUAUAGAUGUAUCUGAUGAAAUUUCUAAGAAGAAUAAUAUUGAAAAAUUUAAAAUAUUAAAAAAAAAUGAGGAAAAAGAAAAUAAUUCCUAUGAGCUUAGAAAUUUAGGAAAACUCAUUAAAUCAUUUAAUUAUACUUAUAAAAAUUAUAUAUCAGACAUAGAUAAUUUUAUAAAAUUAACGAAUAAGAAACAUAUGACAAUUAUUCUAUUAAAAAAUAAUAAUAAAUCUUUUAAAAAAACUAAUAAAAUUCUAAAUUUAAUAAAAUCUUUUGUAUUUUUAGGGCAUAACAAAAAUGAUAACAAUGAAACCAUUUUAUUUCAACUGUUUAGAGGAGUUUUUAUUAAAAAUAUUUCUGGUAUUAAAUUUUUAACAAAUUUUAAAAAUUGUUUUUUAUAUAGACCUUUUAUUAAGUUAAAUAAAAUUUUUCUAUAUAAAUAUAUGAAAUACAUAAAUAAAAAAUGGCUAUUUGAUAAAUCGAAUGAAAAAUUAUCUCCAUCUAGGAAUUUUCUUAGAAAUAUAGUAAUACCUAAUAUUUCUUUCAUAUUAAAGGAUAAAAGAAAUAUUAAAAAUGAUUUAGACACAUUUUCAAAAAACGAUAUAAAGAAUAUUGAUAUUACUCAUAUUAAUUAUAAUAAAGAAUUUUUUGAUAAAAAUAAUUGCAAUAAAAAUGUGAAUGACACUAAAAGCAAAUCAUUAGUUUUAAAUAAUAAUCUAAAUACUACAAAUGUUUUAGAUGAAAAUUCAGAAUUAAGAAUUUGUAAUAACUAUAUAUAUCCAUCUUUAGAUAAAAGACUAAAAAAUUUGCUUAAUCAAUCAGUUAAUUUAGAUAAUUAUUUAAAUUAUUACAACAGUAUAUUUAAUAUAUAUAUAAAAAGUAAAUAUUAUGAUAAUAACAGUACUAUUAAUAAUAUUUUUGUUAAAGAAUAUAUGAAUAUGCAAAACAAUUUAUAUAAUUCUUUUUUUUUACAAGAAAAUAUAAAUCAUUUAAUAAAAAUUAAUAAAAUAUUCUAUCAACAUAACUUCUUUUUAAAAAUUUUUAAUUUAUUAGAAUUUUUAGUUUUGCCUUCUAAAUUUAUUAGAAUAGAAAUUCUUUACAACAUCAUUAAAAAGUAUACUAACGUGAGUUUAAGUUAUAGUCGUAUUGAAAAAAUUUACCAAAUAUUAUUUUCAUUUGUUCAAAAUCAUUUAAAAGAUACAGAAUGUAUAAAAAAAACAAAAGAAGAAAGUUCUUACAUUACUUCAGAAGAAAAAUUGAUAGAAGAGAGAAAAAAAAAAAUAAAUAAAAUAAAAAAGCAUAAUAAAAAAAUUAAAAUAGUAAAUUUAAACUUACAAUGUAAAAUUCUUGUAAAUAACAAUUUUUUUCGUGUUUUAAAUAGUACAGAUGAAAAAAAAAAAAAAAAGUCUUUUCAUUUUAAAGAUAAAAGUUCUCAUGUUUUUAUUCAUGAUGAUAUAUCAGCAAUGAUAGAAAGAAUAAAUAAAAAAAAUAUAAAAAAAGAGAAUACCAAUAUAUAUUUAUUAAUUAAAAAAAGAAAAAAAAAGAAAAAAGAAAAAUUUAACAUACACAUUCGUUAUUUAAAAAAAGGUGAUUUAGUUUUUUAUGAAAAAAAACUUGUUAAGGUAACAAAAUUUUUAUCAAAAUAUAACAUCCCAUAUAUAUAUAAAAUUUCAUUACCUAUUAUAGAAAUAACUAAUUUUUCAAAAAAUAAUAUAAUAUUUUUCUUUUUAUUUAAAGAAAUAAAAAAUAAAAAUUUUUGUAUUCGUGAAUUCAUUCAAAAAAAAAAUAUGAAAAAUCAUUUUAUCUACAGUAUAAGAUUUUUAAAUAAUAAUAUGUAA
Plasmodium gallinaceum is the source of this 2724-nucleotide messenger RNA. Its product is annotated as conserved Plasmodium protein, unknown function. The transcript has a single exon. Gene Ontology annotation, biological process: tRNA processing. Gene Ontology annotation, molecular function: ligase activity, forming carbon-nitrogen bonds; ATP binding. The record is from RefSeq and is a predicted model, not a curated record. The coding region runs from base 1 to 2724 and encodes 907 amino acids. Lineage: Eukaryota; Apicomplexa; Aconoidasida; Haemosporida; Plasmodiidae.